Musa acuminata subsp. malaccensis (wild Malaysian banana) is the source of this 1017-nucleotide messenger RNA. Its product is annotated as ubiquitin-conjugating enzyme E2-23 kDa. Gene Ontology annotation, molecular function: ubiquitin conjugating enzyme activity. NCBI's taxonomy places the organism in Eukaryota, Viridiplantae, Streptophyta, Magnoliopsida, Zingiberales, Musaceae. The record is from RefSeq and is a predicted model, not a curated record. Gene Ontology annotation, cellular component: nucleus. Gene Ontology annotation, biological process: protein polyubiquitination; ubiquitin-dependent protein catabolic process.
CGACCGCCCCUGUGAACGUUACAUCGACACGAGGCAAGUCUCUUCCCCAAUCUCUCUCUCUCUCUACCUCUUUUCCUCUUCGUCCCCCAUCGGCGUCCUUCCGUCUCCCCUUUCUCGCCUCCUCCCCUUCAGGCUUCAUGUAAACGCUGGCCGUCAGAGCUGGAGUCACUGCCGUCACAACUGAACUUGCCUUGCUCUAGUUUGACUGUUUCGUUGAUGAUGCAUAAAUAAAAGUAGGAACAGAGUCAAACCAAUUCAGGUCAGACUGGAAGAUAAUUUACUGUAAGAUGUCUUCUCCAAGCAAGAGACGAGAUAUGGAUGUCAUGAAAUUGAUGAUGAGUGACUAUACGGUGGAGACCACCAACGAUGGCCUUACUGAAUUUAAUGUGGAAUUUCAUGGGCCCAAACAAAGUCCCUACGAAGGUGGGGUCUGGAAAGUUCGUGUUGAGCUGCCAGAUGCAUACCCAUACAAGUCUCCUUCGAUUGGCUUUCUGAACAAAAUAUUUCAUCCGAAUGUUGAUGAACUGUCUGGCUCAAUAUGUUUGGACGUAAUCAACCAGUCAUGGAGCCCCAUGUUUGAUCUUCUGAACAUAUUUGAAGUCUUUCUUCCACAGCUAUUGCUAUAUCCAAAUCCAGCAGAUCCAUUAAAUGGUGAUGCAGCAUCACUGUUGCUCAAGGAUCAACAGCAAUACGAGCAAAAAGUAAAAGAGUACUGUGAGCGAUACGCAAAGAGAGAGAAGCUGGAAGAUGUUUCCGAUGGAAGUGAUGAAGACAUCAGCGACGACGAAGUCACAGGGUCCGACAAUGUUGACAUUGCUGGAGAUGCAGACCCCUGAGGUGCAAUCAUUUGGACCCCGAACCAUAGCAAUAGCAAAUACAACAUUCAUGGUUCAUGCUGUUGUUCCAUGUCUCCACAAUGUCAAAGUGUGUACUUGUUGUUUCUGUAUUUGUUUGAACUGUAGCUGUUACUUCACAUUGACUUAAUUUCAAGUGGCAUGAAAUCUUUUUUACCUUCUA